UCGGCGUUUUUGUUCGUAGAGCGGCCAAUAGCAAGAUGUCUUCAGGAAAUGCCAAAAUUGGGCAUCCUGCCCCUAACUUCAAAGCCAUGGCUGUUAUGCCAGAUGGCCAGUUCAAAGACCUCAGCCUAUCUGACUACAAAGGAAAAUACGUUGUGUUCUUCUUUUACCCUCUUGACUUCACCUUUGUGUGUCCCACGGAGAUCAUUGCUUUCAGUGACAGGGCAGAAGAAUUUAAGAAACUCAACUGUCAAGUGAUUGGUGCUUCUGUGGAUUCUCAUUUCUGUCACCUGGCAUGGAUCAACACACCCAAGAAACAAGGAGGACUGGGACCCAUGAACAUUCCCUUGGUAUCAGACCCCAAGCGUACCAUUACUCAGGACUAUGGAGUCUUAAAGGCUGAUGAAGGCAUCUCGCUCAGGGGCCUCUUUAUCAUUGAUGAUAAAGGCAUCCUUAGGCAGAUCACUGUAAAUUUAGCACAGUGCUAA
This is a messenger RNA of Neogale vison (American mink), 485 nucleotides long. Its product is annotated as peroxiredoxin-1-like. The transcript has a single exon. Gene Ontology annotation, molecular function: thioredoxin peroxidase activity. Gene Ontology annotation, cellular component: cytosol. Lineage: Eukaryota; Metazoa; Chordata; Mammalia; Carnivora; Mustelidae. The record is from RefSeq and is a predicted model, not a curated record. Gene Ontology annotation, biological process: hydrogen peroxide catabolic process; cell redox homeostasis; leukocyte activation. The coding region runs from base 36 to 485 and encodes 149 amino acids.